Molecule: messenger RNA, 867 nt
Organism: Tinamus guttatus (white-throated tinamou)
Lineage: Eukaryota; Metazoa; Chordata; Aves; Tinamiformes; Tinamidae
Product: bile acid-CoA:amino acid N-acyltransferase-like
Biological process (GO): fatty acid metabolic process; acyl-CoA metabolic process
Cellular component (GO): peroxisome
Molecular function (GO): fatty acyl-CoA hydrolase activity
Source: RefSeq, a predicted model, not a curated record
UGGUACGUGGGCCCCGGCGUCCAGCGAGCCCCUGUCCACGAGGGCAGGGUACGCGGGGCCCUCUUCCUGCCUCCAGGACCUGGGCCUUUCCCGGGCGUGAUCGACAUGUUUGGGGGCGCGGGGGGCCUCAUUGAGUUUCGAGCCGGGCUGCUGGCCAGCCGGGGCUUUGCAGUGCUGGCCCUGGCCUUCUUCGCCUACGAGGACCUGCCCCGUGUGCUGGCCCAGCUGGACCUGGAGUACUUCGAGGAGGCAGCCGAGCUGCUCCUGCGGCACCCUAAGGUGCGAGGGCCCGGGCUGGGUGUCAUCGGUGUGUCCAAAGGGGCGGAGGUAGCCCUGGCUAUGGCUGCCUUCCUGCCGCAAGUGGUGGCCACGGUGUGGAUCAACGGCUCAGCCUUCCUCCACGGCACCCCGCUGCUCUACAAGGGCCUCUGCAUCCCCGCUGUCCCCUACUACCCUGAGCGCCUGAUGUUCACUGAGUUGGGAGCCUUCGACAACUACGGCGUCUUCGGGGACCCCCGGGACCCUGCUCACAGCGGCUCUGCCAUCCCCGUGGAGAAGAUCCGGGGCCAGGUGCUCUUUGUGGUGGGAGAGGCUGACCGUAACUUCAACAGCAAGCUCUUCGCUGAGCUGGCCAUGGUACGGAUGAGGAAGGACAGCUACUGCCUGCUCUCCUACGCUGGCGCCGGGCACCUCAUCGAGCCGCCCUGCUCGCCGCUCUGCAGCAUCUCGACCAUUCGGGGCACCCCCAGCCCCGUGCUGUGGGGGGGUGAGCCCCAGCCUCAUGCCAGGGCCCAGGAGCACUCGUGGCAGGAGAUCAUCCGCUUCCUGGAGCUGCAGCUGGGUCCUGUCUCCAGAUGCCACCUGUGA